GACUUUUCUUGCGCAUGGUUGCUGUUGCUGCUGCGUUUUUUGUUUUCGGAUAUAAUUUUUGUUCGAUUCGAUUCGUGUGGUGUGUGCUAAUUUAGAGUGAAAAAACUGCCUUUUGUUGUUUGUUGGUUUCGUUCUCAUCAUCAUCAUCUCAUCGUUGAGGUCGGCGUAGCGGAAAAGUAGCGAUCGUCGCUUUUUCAAUUUCCAAAAGCGCGCGUCCAUCCGUAUAUCUGUGUUCUCUCUUGCCGUAUUUGUGCCGUGUGUGUGUUCGUGUGUGUUUAAAAUUCUUUCGUUUUAAGCAAAAUUCCCCGCCGAAAUAUUACAUUAUUCGACUCGACUGCCGGUUUCCUUGCAAACUCUGACGCUUUUUACACCGAAAUCAGGAACUGCAGACCGCCUUGCUAGCAGCAGACGAGCAGAAGAAUGGCGAUCAUACUGCAAGAGGCCCAGGAGUGGUACAGGGAGCUCUUGGACAACAAGAGCGAUCCCCGUGUGAAAGACUUCUUUCUGCUCUCCUCGCCACUGCCGACCCUCGGAAUGUGCAUAUUCUAUGCAUAUUUCAGCAAAUCCCUGGGACCAAGGCUGAUGGCCAAGCGGAAGCCAAUGGAACUGCGGUCGGUGCUAGUCAUUUACAACGCGAUACAGACGAUAUUUAGCGCGUGGAUCUUCUACGAGUACUUAAUGAGCGGCUGGUGGGGCCACUACAGCUUUAAGUGCCAGCCAGUUGACUACGGCCACAGUCCCCUGGCCCUGCGGAUGGUCAACAUUUGCUGGUGGUACUACAUAUCGAAGUUCACCGAGUUCUUUGACACGCUCUUCUUCAUCCUGCGGAAGAAGAAUGAGCACGUAUCCACACUGCACGUAAUCCAUCAUGGCUGCAUGCCGUUCUCGGUCUGGAUGGGUCUUAAGUUUGCCCCAGGUGGCCACAGCACUUUCUUCGCCCUGCUGAACGCCUUUGUGCACAUUGUGAUGUACUUCUACUACAUGAUCGCAGCAAUGGGCCCCAAGUACCAGAAGUUCAUCUGGUGGAAGAAGUACCUGACCACCUUCCAAAUGGUUCAGUUCGUGGCCAUCUUCACGCACCAGUUCCAGCUGCUGUUCCGCGACUGCGACUAUCCCAAGGGCUUCAUGGUCUGGAUUGGCCUGCAUGGCGUGAUGUUCCUGUUCCUGUUCUCCGACUUCUACAAAGCCAAAUACCUGACUGUGACCCGUCGUCGCCGGCAGGCCGUCAAGGCCAACGGUCAUGCCAAUGGCCAUGGCCUGCACACAAACGGGCACAGCAAGCACUUGGGCAACGGCGAUGCACUGGUCGCCAACGGCAGCAAUAAGGGGGCCUGCAUGCCCGUGCUGGAGGACGAGUACGUGACGAGGAACGGGAACGGGAACGGGCAUGCCGGUGGCGGCGGCUUCGAGGAGGGCUUCUUCAAGGAGGGUGCGUUGUCCAGCAACGAGUCCAUCCUGAAUCCGGACAGCAGUAGCUCUAGUCUGCACCAGCGCAAAGUCAAAUAACUACUACUAAGAUUUACUACGAUGAUAUUCAUUAUGUUUACCGUUAAGUGCUAGCAUGUAACCGAACCAGAUUGAAGAACAAGACGGCCACGAUGCAGCUGCAGUAUGACCAUUGGAACCUGGCAAGGAACCUGGACCCGGGAGAACCAAUCGCUUUUUGAUCUGUUCUUUUAUUAACUUAUAAACAAAUACGUUUAAUACACAAAACAAUUCACCUCGGAAUCCCUUCGGAUCAACCGCAUUGUACCAAAUUGAACCGACACGAACCGAGUCAAACUGUCCUGCCGCCACCCCAUCCUACCCCAACCGAGCCUUCUAAACAGAACCGACUAAAGCUAAGGAGAAGGAGAAGGAUAAGGAGGAGAGCACACCGAACCGAGCUUUUUAUAAACGUUUUCUAUUGUGGCACAAAUUUACAAGCCCAGCCCCCACACGAUCCCAUCACAGACGCAGACACUCACUCGAAAGUCGACAGUCGACAGAGAAACAUAUAUUUUCGAAUGAUAUUUGUAGAUCCCCAAUGAAUCGCGAGACGUGUUCGAAACCAGCGACAGAACAGAUCCAUUUAUAUUGUAUUAGAUCCCCCUACCCAAGCAAAUACCCAUUACCACUAUACACACACACACACACACACACACCCACACACACACACACACCCACACACACACUAAAGAUAUGUAUACAGAUAUACUCGAACGGGCGACACACACACUCUAGUUGUAGACUUUUUUACGGCAAUUUUUGAUAACAGUCGAGACGUAAUCCUAACGAUAAACGAUAACUAAACUGCUCUUAGGUCUGCUUUAAACUUAAAGAACACGUUAAACUAUUUGUAGCUUGUUUUUGUAUAUUGAGGAGCGAGGAGCCAGGAGCGAGGAAUGUAGAGAAGGGAAGGAAGAGCCUUUUUGUUUGUUGCAAUACUUUGUAAAGGUCUUAUAGUAAAACUUAUGUAUGAAUACUGAUAAGUAUAGUGCUUGAGAAGUAGUUAGCUAGCCAAUUGCGAAACGAGACACACGAUCCCCAGCCUAUGUGUAGCACAAGCACAAGAGCUAACUGAGCAAUCAAACAGAUAGUUAGAUAGAUAGACAGACGGACGGACAGACAGACAGACCAUGGAGAUAAAGCUUUUAGACUGUAAGUGCAAAACGGCUUGAGGAGCAGACAAUCAGUUUUUUGCGUUGGGCGCCAGCGGUGCAGACGAAGAACAAAAGUUGUCGACUAUUCGUUUUUAUUGGACCUCAUUUGGUGUGGCUUAUGUAUACUCGUAUGUUUUGUAAGUGUAGGCCUUACGACUACUUAUUGUAUUAAAUUCCCCAUUCCCCACUUUGGUUUGAAGUUGUUAGCUAAGCGGUUUCACUUCGGAGAAGAGGAGCGAGGAGGUUAGUGUUCGAGAAGAUCUAUUCGUAUGUGUAACUGUCUGUUAAUCUGUGCGUAACGUAACGUAACGUAACCUAGCGAAACUUAACGUAUCGUACUGUAUUGUAUUUGAUUGGUUUCUUUAUUAAGUUAUGUGGUUUAAGCUGACAAGUUCAAAAACUAUGGAAAACCUGAAUAAAGCUUAUUAAUUUAUA
Molecule: messenger RNA, 3077 nt
Organism: Drosophila miranda
Lineage: Eukaryota; Metazoa; Arthropoda; Insecta; Diptera; Drosophilidae
Product: elongation of very long chain fatty acids protein AAEL008004
Exons: 7
Coding region: 421-1506 (361 amino acids)
Biological process (GO): fatty acid elongation, monounsaturated fatty acid; fatty acid elongation, saturated fatty acid; sphingolipid biosynthetic process
Cellular component (GO): endoplasmic reticulum membrane
Molecular function (GO): fatty acid elongase activity
Source: RefSeq, a predicted model, not a curated record